UAGCUCCUCAGUGAGCAAGCCAGAGCUGGCUUCUGCCUCCUCCAGCUCUUGCCUGCCCCAGCCAGCGCCAUGCAGGUGCAGGACCCUUCCCGGAGGCCUUCGGCUGUGCACUUCCUCAGCGCCUUUCUGCAGGGCCGCCGCCACUCCACUUCUGACCCGGUCCUGAGGCUGCAGCAAGCCCGCCGUGGCUCUGGCUCUGCCACCAAGCUGCUGUCCUCAUCUUCUCUCCAGGUGAUGGUGGCUGUGUCUUCUGUAAGCCGUCCGGAGGGGAAUCCAACUUUUCCCGAGAGAAAAAAAACUUCGGAACGCCCAACGCCAAAGUACACAAAGGUGGGAGAACGUUUACGGCAUGUUAUCCCUGGGCACAUGGCAUGUUCCAUGGCGUGUGGUGGGAGAGCCUGUAAGUAUGAGAACCCAGCCCGCUGGAGUGAUCAGGAGCAAGCCAUCAAGGGCGUUUACUCAUCCUGGGUCACUGACAGUAUCCUGGCCAUGGCUCGUCCAUCCUCUGAGCUGCUGGAGAAGUAUCAGAUCAUCGAGCAGUUCCUUGGUCAUGGCAUAAAAACAAUCAUCAACCUGCAGCGCCCUGGUGAGCAUGCCAGCUGUGGGAACUCUCUGGAACAAGAAAGUGGUUUCACGUAUCUUCCUGAAGCAUUCAUGGAGGCUGGCAUUUAUUUCUACAACUUCGGAUGGAAGGAUUAUGGUGUGGCAUCCCUCACUGCCAUCUUAGACAUGGUAAAGGUGAUGACAUUUGCCUUACAGGAGGGGAAGGUGGCUGUCCACUGCCAUGCAGGCCUUGGGCGGACAGGUGUUCUAAUAGCAUGUUAUUUAGUUUUUGCAACAAGAAUGACUGCUGACCAAGCAAUUAUAUUUGUGCGGGCGAAACGCCCCAAUUCCAUACAAACCAGAGGGCAGCUGCUCUGUGUACGGGAAUUCACUCAGUUCCUGGCUCCACUCCGUAAUAUUUUUUCUUGCUGCGAUCCCAAAGCACAUGCUGUUACCUUAGCCCAGUACCUGAUUCGCCAGCGGCAUCUGCUUCAUGGUUAUGAGGCACGACUUCUGAAAUAUGUGCCAAAGAUCAUCCACCUCGUUUGCAAGCUGCUGCUUGACUUGGCUGAGAACAGGCCAGUAGUAACGAAGAGCACGUUGGAAGGACCUGAACUCUCUGCUGAGAUCGAAAAGACUGUGUCUGAGAUGGUUACGAUGCAGCUGGACCAAGAGUUACUGAGGCAGAACAGUGACGCACCCGACCCGUUUAACCCCACUGCAGUGGUGGCCGAGUUUGAGAAUCAGGAUGGGAUCCUUUCUAAUGAGCGUGACUUUGACCCCCUCUGGAAGAGGAGGAAUGCUGACAAUCUUCAGCCCCUGACACAUCUGAAAAGGCAGCUCAGCUACAGUGACUCAGACUUAAAGAGGGCCAAAGCUAUCCUGGAGCAAGGGGAGACACCUUGGACAGUGCCUGCCCAGGACUUGCUGGACCACAGCCUCCAGCAUCAGAAGCACACCAGCCAUUGUUAUAUGCCACCAACUCCAGAGCUAGGCCUAAAUAAGGAAGCCUUGGUUCACAGCACAUUUUCCUUCUGGACGCAACCAAAAUAUGGGGGCUUAGAAGGACUCAAGGAUGAUGGAUCACCACUUUUCUGUAGGAAGGACAUCCCAAAGGAAGUACAGCGGAGCAGAACCUUCUCUGUGGGCACUUCUUGUUCACACAAUUCUGGGGAACCAAUGCCCCCCAACUUUGCAAGUAUCCAUAUGGAUCCAGAGCAAGUCACCCACUGCCAGUGUCACGCUCCUGGUGGUUGGGUUCCAGGCUCUGUUCAGGAGGAAGGGAGGACUCCCUGCAGCCCUCUAGACUGUGGCUCCAAUCCUAAGGCACAGCUCCCACAAGGACAGGAAACCCAAGACAGCACACACCUGUCGGAAGCCAUGCCAUAUGCUGGUUUGCAGUCUGAACUGAGUGCCGAAGCUAGGCGAAUACUGGCAGCCAAAGCCCUUGCAAAUUUAAAUGAGUUUGUGGAAAAGGAGGAAGUGAAAAGGAAAGUGGAAAUGUGGCAGAAAGAAUUAAAUUCCCGAGAGGGAGCCUGGGAAAGAAUCUGUGGUGAGAGAGACCCUUUCAUCUUGUGCAGUUUGAUGUGGUCUUGGGUGGAGCAGCUGAAAGAGCCUGUAAUCACCAAAGAGGAUGUGGACAUGUUGGUGGACAGGCAAGCAGAUGCUGGUGAAGCCCUAUUUUUACUAGAGAAGGGGCAGUACCAGACCAUCCUCUGUGUGCUGCAUUGCAUAGUGAGCCUGCAAACACUUCCUGUGGAGGUGGAGGAAGCUUGCCUUUCCCAUGCCAUUAAAGCUUUCACCAAGGUUAAUUUUGAUUCUGAAAAUGGACCAAUAGUUUACAACACCCUGAAGAAAAUAUUUAAGCACACAUUGGAAGAAAAGAGAAAAAUGGCAAAGGACAGCCCUAGGCCUGGCCUCUCCUGAAGCUUUCCUCUCUGGACAAGGAUCUGUCCUGAGGGUCCAUCCCACCUAAGGGUGACACUUCUGUUCCCAUGUGGCCGUGGCAUGCUGGCACUGCCCUUCCUUGCCACACUCCAUUGUCAAUGCUGUGUCUCUUGUGCUGAGAAUAAUGGUUCCUUUCUUGAGUAGUUAUUUAUUUUAAAAUAUCCUUGAGCUGUGUCUUGACAACUUGCCAUGAAGUUGGUGCCACUUUAUUUAUUUAUUGAAUUAAUAUAGUUGUGUUGAUAUUUUAUGUUUGAUAUAUUUGUGCCCUUACUCUUUUUGACGUUUUGGAGGAAAAAAACACAACUCUUCCUUCCAAAACAGUUAUUUUCUUAACAGAACUCUUCCUGGAGUUUCUACUAAAUAGACAACUUUAAUAGCAAAAUCUUACUGUGUAUCCACCCACAAGACAUAUAUGUAUCCCCCUCCUUCAGAAAUAUGACCUAAGAAAGUCACCAAGUGUCUUAAACUGUUUUAUAUUUGUUACUAAGAAGGCUAUUAAUACAUUUUAAAGGAUUUUUAAAACCUUUGAAGCUUUUUGGUUUUCUUUUCUUUUUUUACAGAUGUGGCAAAGGCUUUCAAAGUAUAUUAUUUUUCAAUGAUCCAAUGAUUCAGUUUACUUUAAUAGACUGACUGGAGAGGUUGGGGUUUUGUACUUGUAGAAAGUAGCCUUGCUCUUUGUCAGGCUUCCAGACAACCUCUCUCUUGGCUGUCCGAGGAAGGAGAGCCCUCAACCCAGAGGCCUUAUUCCACUUCCCCGAGCUGUUUCUGAGCCAGUUCACUUCUUUACGGAGAAAUGGGAUCAGAAGUGGCCAGUGUGGGCAGUUAGUUGCUAAGCAGCAGAACUGGCCUUUGUCCUCAUGGGGAUUGUGCAGAAGGGACCCCAGUGCUGAGAGAAGGCUCCUCGCUAGCCCUGCUCUCUGGGGGCACUGUGGCCAUUCUACAUAGGCAGCUCAGAGCUGGAGCAAGUCAAGCCAGCCACUGUCUGCCCCAGGAGCCCGGCACUGCUGUCCGUGCCCCACCCUCCACAAACCCACUUGCCUCGGCCUGAAACUAGCUGCUGUUUUCCUUUGAGGACUGUAAUUUUUAAAUUGAAUUUGACCCCAGGUUGCAUUCACCUUAACUAGCUUCAAAUGAGAACAGUUGACUGCUCAAACUUGUUCCUUUAGAUUAAACUAUUAAUCCGCAAUUGAAGCCUUACUUUAUUUACAUUAAAUUAAUAUAUAGAAGCAGCAGAACCCAUGCCAUAAAGAGGAGUGUCUUGAUAGAGGUGACAACCAGACCAAUUCAAACUAAAGUAACUCUUAGCUUCUUGGAAUUUUGGAAAGAAGCAAGACUGAAUUAGAACAACAGAAAUUUCUCUAAUUCAUGCAUUUCUGAAUUAUAUCAAAAACUAUUUUAAUCAUUGGUCUCACCAACUCUGAUGGCAAAGGCUAAGUACAGUUUUCUUCACCCGGAAUGUUCUUCUUAGGAAAUGAAAUAUAAUAGUUGUUAAUGAACUGGCUUACCCAGUGUGGAAAUGUCUUUUUAAGUGCCUAGCCUAGCAGCAGGAAAUGGUUGCAUUCUAUCUCCUGUGGUACGUUCUGAAAUCUGACGUUCAAAGAGAAUGUUUGUCUUCAUCUCUGUCAGCCUCGAAUGGGCGGUGAUGCCAUGGAACUUCGCCACCCUCAUGCUCAAAGCCAGCUGCACCCGUGCAGCUGGAGCACUGGGUUAAGUUCUAGAACAGUCAUGCGACCACGCCUCUGCAUGUCAGAAAAUCCAAAUACACCAGCCUGAGAAGACACAGUCAGGCUCUGUACAGGUAUUGUGUUUAUUUGAAUAAAGGUCAAAAGAACAACCACUGA
This is a messenger RNA of Peromyscus maniculatus bairdii (prairie deer mouse), 4331 nucleotides long. It is a transcript of the gene Ptpdc1, whose product is annotated as protein tyrosine phosphatase domain containing 1. NCBI's taxonomy places the organism in Eukaryota, Metazoa, Chordata, Mammalia, Rodentia, Cricetidae. Gene Ontology annotation, biological process: protein dephosphorylation; cilium assembly. Gene Ontology annotation, molecular function: protein tyrosine phosphatase activity. The record is from RefSeq and is a predicted model, not a curated record.